Molecule: messenger RNA, 949 nt
Organism: Paramuricea clavata
Lineage: Eukaryota; Metazoa; Cnidaria; Anthozoa; Malacalcyonacea; Plexauridae
Source: the annotation of a GenBank genome assembly
AUGAGGGAGGUUUUGGAGCAAGAUUCAGACGAAGAACCGGAAGAAACACGCGAUUUUGUGCCUGUGUUUCCAACGAGGAGUGAACAAGAGGAUAUCAUGCCCGACGCACGUGUAUUCUACAACAUAGAUAUUGCUCUUGAACUCAUAGGAACUGACGAUCAAGGAGUAGAAAAUAAAUUUUCAGAAGCUGUGACAGAAAUUGAAGGCUUGAAAUCGUUUCCCUGUUCAAAAUGCAGCAAAAUAUGCAAGUCAAAAGGCGGAUUGACCAGGCACACUAAUUCGAAACAUGGCGAUAGUGUUUCAAUUCCUUCGACUACAACACCGCUUUGUUAUGAGUCCAUAACUUCGAUUGUGGAUACAAUAAAAGAAAACAUUGUUAAAGGAAGCUGUACGGGGAAAAUAUAAAUGCUGCGGUGGAAAAGGCUAUAGCGAUCAAAGAAUUGUUCGACGAAGUGUUGCCUUUAUACACAAAAUUUUCUCGAAGCCGAAAUCAAGAUAAACUUCUCCAGUCGUUUUAUGGGUUAAUGCCAAAGUCCGCGGAAUUACUGAACUGUACGGAUUCGCGAGUUGCAAACCUUGUCAUGAUCCACAUACCCGAUCAUUUGGUUGGAUUUUUAAACGUGCAAAAUGUUCCCCAAGAAAGAGACACAGAAUCUUCACCUAAAUACAAAAUUGAGCCAAGCGAACAUGGUCCUCUCUCCCAUAUUCAGGGUAUGUAAUUUCAAAGUUAAGUAGAGCAUCAAAGUCUAAAGAGAAAAACAAUGAACUUCAAGACUUGUUACAGAAUUUAAAAUCAGAACAAAAAAACAACAGUUACAUUUUAGCCCGAACAAAAGGUGGUCUUGUAACACUUUGUGAGGAUAUUGUAAGAAUUUUACAUGAAGCAGAGAUUUGUUUCAGAAAGGAAGUUGACAAGUCAAAGCUGGCUAUUCGAAACAUUCCUGUCGAU